UCAACAACCACGACCCCAACAACCAAUGCAAUAACCUUUUGCAGCAACAUCUGCUUCCACCGCAGCAUUUAUCUUCCAGCCACCUCUUCGCACCCCAAAUCACGCGUAACUUUUGCGACAAGCACGAAUUUCGACAAUGAUGCAUUGCCGGUGAUUUUGUUUUGCCAUCCUAUGGGUGCUGCUAGGUAUCUGAUGUUUGGAUUUGAGGAAGUAGCAAAGAGGUGCGGAGUUAGAGUGUUGAUCAUUGAUCGACCAGGGUUUGGAGGCUCAACUCCAGUCCCUGUGGAUCAAAGAGUGACCACAUGGUUGGAAGCUGUUCCUGCUGUGCUGGGGUAUUUGAAUGUCAAACAUGUGGCUGUGGUAUCGCAUUCUGCAGGCACGAUAUAUGCUAUCAAUACUGUGGUCAAGUUGUCGCAUUUCUUGCAUCCUAGGAGGCCUUUUGUGGCUUGUUUUGCACCAUGGGUCCAUCCCAAACACUCCUCAGCUCCUCUGAUGCAAGUCGUAGAUAAACUCCCUACUUCUUGGGUAGGGAAUCUCCAUCACAUUCAAGGGUUUGUGGCUGGGUAUAUCGCACCUUCUAUUUCCUUUUCCGCCGCAAAACUUGGAGUUGGUGAGGCGUUGGAUGAACAAACUUGUUCAACGACGUUUGGGAUGAAUGUCUCGACAAGAAGAGAAGUAGAGAAAUUACAGGGAAAGUGGCAGAGAUGUGAGGAUNACGAGGAUUGGGGUGUUUAUUCCUCAUUGCCAAAGGCGAUUGAUGCGUUGAAGAUGGGUUAUGGUAUUGAUCCGUCCCCUUCUGCCUCUGCCUCUUCUGCCUCUUCCACCAAUUCACCUUCUGCCUCCUCUUCCACCAAACCUCGCAAACUCAGCUUCCACGUCUACUUCUCCUCUUCAGACGUCAUGAUUGGAAAAGGUGGACAGCAAUACUUUGAAGAUUGUUGGAGGCAAGGAGACACGCAGAAAGAGAUAGAGUUUGUGGCAAAGACGGUGCCUGAUACUGAUCAUGAUAGUAUUAUUUUGGCGGAAAAGGGAUGUAUUGAGGAAGUUUUUGGGGAGGUCGGGAAGCGUGAUGGGUGA
Aureobasidium musti is the source of this 1077-nucleotide messenger RNA. NCBI's taxonomy places the organism in Eukaryota, Fungi, Ascomycota, Dothideomycetes, Dothideales, Saccotheciaceae. The record is from the annotation of a GenBank genome assembly.